Messenger RNA from Necator americanus (New World hookworm), 384 nucleotides. RefSeq lists its product as uncharacterized. The transcript has a single exon. Bases 1 to 384 code for a protein of 127 amino acids. NCBI's taxonomy places the organism in Eukaryota, Metazoa, Nematoda, Chromadorea, Rhabditida, Ancylostomatidae. The record is from RefSeq and is a predicted model, not a curated record.
AUGAUGCUAAGAGUAUCCCGUUUCACGCAAGUGAGGGACGGGAUUCGAAGUUCUCUCCUACGUCAACGAUCGAAGAUUAGAGACGCCGCCGCAUUUGCCAAGGAAAGUAAAAUAAGGUGGGCCGGACACGGGAUGCGCUUUAAUGACAACCGUUGGACCAGAGCCGUGAGCGACUGGGUUCCCGGCGAUAUUAGGCGCACUACAGGAAGACCGCCGACCCGAUGGUCAGAUUUCUUCACGAAGUCCUUCAAAGAAAAAUAUGAUGCUCUUCGUGUCCCACGCGAAAGGAGUAACCACUGGGCUACUCUGGCAUACGAUCGGGACAAAUGGAAGAAUUACUGGCGCCCGCUCGACCAGUUCGAAGAUCAGCGGGAGUCAAUGUGA